This is a messenger RNA of Nasonia vitripennis (jewel wasp), 1960 nucleotides long. It is a transcript of the gene Tdh, whose product is annotated as L-threonine 3-dehydrogenase, mitochondrial. NCBI's taxonomy places the organism in Eukaryota, Metazoa, Arthropoda, Insecta, Hymenoptera, Pteromalidae. The transcript is spliced from 6 exons. The coding region runs from base 453 to 1562 and encodes 369 amino acids. Gene Ontology annotation, molecular function: L-threonine 3-dehydrogenase activity. Gene Ontology annotation, biological process: L-threonine catabolic process. The record is from RefSeq and is a predicted model, not a curated record.
GAUCAGCGUCAAGUUCCCGUACUCGGUCUGCGUGAAAGUCAGGGAGCUCGCGGCGUUCGGCGACUGCGUAUUUCUUCUAACGCUCGGAUCACUCCAACUGGUUGUUUAAAAAUCCAGUAUUCCCUGGUGUAUAAUCAGGCAUAAUAGCCGCGCUCGCCUGAGGCGCAAAGCGAACGGGGCAAAAGGAAUCGAUCAGUUCGAUCUCAGUGGCAGCUCCGACCACGUUUCGUUUUCUCGCGCUCGCUCAGACAGCUCGCAACCACAAAUGUGCUAGGUCGAUAAAUAAUCAACGCUCGCAAAGAGGAUUGACGCUGGCGUGAAGUGAAAGUCCAUAAAGCACAUAUAAUACGCAAGGCGAUCAAGGUGUCAACUUUUUUUUCGCUCUCCGGCUUUGCGAAUCAAGUAUAGCGAUUAGCGAUCGUCAUACUAGCGUCGGAACCUAAGCUGCAAGGAUGCUGGGCAAAGAGCUAUUGAGGACAGUGAGCCGUGGCAUAGCCAGAAACUUCCGCAGGGAUUUCAAUACCCAAGGGCUGCUCGGAGUCGGAGCGACGGACAAAACACAGAGCAGGUUCCACGAUAGAUCCGCCAGACCGCCGAGAAUCCUGAUCACUGGUGGUCUUGGCCAACUGGGCACGGAAUGUGCGAAACUGCUGCGUAAGAACUACGGCGACGAGAACGUCAUCCUGUCGGACAUCAUCAAACCGACGGACGACGGCUUGUUGAGCGGCCCCUUCAUUUUUGCCGACAUCCUCGACUUCAAGGGCCUCCAGAAGAUCGUCGUCAACAACAGGAUAGACUGGCUGAUACACUUCAGCGCGCUGCUCAGCGCCGUUGGCGAACAGAACGUGCCGCUCGCCGUCAGAGUGAACAUUGAAGGUUUGCACAACGUGAUCGAGUUGGCGAAGCAGUACAAUCUGCGCAUCUUCGUGCCGUCGACGAUCGGAGCGUUCGGUCCUGACUCGCCGAGGAAUCCGACGCCCAAUGUCACUGUGCAGAGGCCACGUACCAUCUACGGGGUCAGCAAGGUUCAUGCUGAGCUUCUCGGAGAGUAUUACCACCACAAAUUUGGUCUGGACUUCCGCUGCCUACGCUUCCCAGGUGUCAUCAGUAGCGACCCUCCUGGCGGUGGUACCACCGACUACGCUGUCGCUGUAUUCCACGAAGGCUUGCUACAUAAGCGUUACGAGUGCUAUCUUGAGCCUCACACACGCCUGCCCAUGAUGUACAUCGACGAUUGCUUGUCCGCCCUCUUUCAGUUCCUGAACGCUCCAUGCGAGAGGCUCCAUCGUCGGGUGUACAACGUCACCGCGAUGAGCUUUACACCCGAGGAGCUUUUCGCCGAGGUCAAGAAGCACAUUCCAGAUUUACAAAUCACAUACAACCCCGACAGCCGACAAAACAUAGCGAAUACCUGGCCACAAAUCUUCGACGACAGCGAGGCCCGCAGAGAUUGGGGCUGGAAACACGAGUACGACUUUGAACGACUCGUAGCCAGAAUGAUUCAAGACGUCAGUGAUAACUAUAUCCCGAAAUACCAGCGUCAAUCCGGAGUAAGCGGGUAGAUGCACAAAAACUGAGUCCUUUAGCGAUGAUCGUAUUUUCAAAAAUAAAUUUCUAUAAAUAUAUUUAUUCACGUAUAUAAAAAUGAACCAAUGUCUAUGCGAUAAUAUACCGCAGAAUUUUUUAAUAAAAGAAUCACAAUUUUAUUGUGCACUCAAUCACUGUCAUCGUUCAACAAUGCUUCGAUGUUAGUAGGAUCCAUUUUGUCCUUUUUAUCCAACGUUCUCACUUUCUUUUCAAUUUGUCUGGACGGCGUAACUGAAUUACUCGUGUCUAAAUUAUUUUCAACUUUUACUUUGAUGGAUUGUGAAAUCUUCUCUGGAGAUAAUGGCAUGUAUGUGUCUUGAACGGCAGUUUCUUCUAGAAAAAUAUUAAAUAAAAAGAUCAAAUCAGAAACAGA